Molecule: messenger RNA, 760 nt
Organism: Manihot esculenta (cassava)
Lineage: Eukaryota; Viridiplantae; Streptophyta; Magnoliopsida; Malpighiales; Euphorbiaceae
Product: protein SPIRAL1-like 1
Exons: 3
Coding region: 185-529 (114 amino acids)
Biological process (GO): cortical microtubule organization
Cellular component (GO): cortical microtubule, transverse to long axis
Source: RefSeq, a predicted model, not a curated record
GAAUUUAUCUAUUUGCCUAUUUAACGAACACAAUUUGCUUUUGCCUUCGCUUUCGCCUUCCAUCACUUGUGAGCUCACUUGCUGCGCUGCUCUCUCUCUAUCUCUUCUCGUUAGCUUCCACUCUCCAGAUCUGAUCCUAAAAAUCGUUAAGGUUUAAGAUUUCCUUUUCUACAAAGUCCAGAGCAUGGGUCGUGGAGUUAGCAGUGGUGGGGGCCAGAGUUCAUUGGGCUAUCUAUUUGGGAGUGGAGAAGGUCCAAAGCCUUCCACAAAAAGUGCCCAACCUGCUUCAAAUGAUGUCCAGCCAGUGAAUAAUGCACCUUCCUGCAAACCUGCUGUUGCUCCUCAGCCAGUAGAUGCCAGCAAGCAGAUUCCUGCUGGUAUUAAUAGUACUUCUGUAAACAACUAUAUGCGGGCAGAUGGCCAAAAUACUGGAAACUUCCUUACGGAUCGACCUUCAACCAAAGUCCAUGCUGCACCUGGUGGUGGAUCUUCUCUGGGGUACCUAUUUGGUGGUGGUGGUAACCAGUAACUGAGAUAUAAUACCAUAAUGCAAUACUGUUGGAAUUCGCAUUUGUCAAUUCUUGUGGAAAUCUUUGGAUGAGCAAUGCUUUCAUCUAUAAUAUAAUUAGUGCAAACUUGCUAGCUCUUGUGAUGUAAUAUAUAGGUGGUGUUGAUGUUUGGUUUAUUGAAUCAAAGAACAUUUUGUAUGCAUGGACAUCAUUACAGAAGUUCAGUUGAUAUUUUGAUAUGUUCUCAGCAA